GACAGAGGGUUGAGGAGGUGGAGGAAUCGUGAAGGUCUCACAUGACCAUCUAAGAGACCAAAGGAUUAUAAUAUAAGUUGGGGUUUUUGAAACUGGCUGUUUGACUUCUAGGUAUUUUAUUUUGGAUUCCAAAAUGGAUUCAGGCGGAGUGCCAGCCCUGGCCUCGUUCAUCAUGAACGAAGAGGAGCUGAAGAGGAAGCAGCGGGAGAAGCUGAAGAAACUGCAGGCCACUGGAGGAAACCCCCGGCCAGCACGCUCGCUCUUUUUCUUUACUCUCAAAAACCCCAUCCGCAAGAAUUGCAUUAACAUUGUGGAGUGGAAACCCUUUGAGAUCAUCAUUCUACUCACUAUCUUUGCUAACUGUGUGGCCCUGGCUGUGUUUCUUCCAAUGCCAGAGGAAGACACCAACAACACCAACACUACCUUGGAGAGCCUGGAGUAUGUCUUUUUAUUUAUUUUCACUCUGGAGUGCUUCUUGAAAAUAAUAGCGUAUGGGUUAUUAUUUCAUGAAGGCGCAUAUUUACGGAACUGUUGGAACAUACUCGACUUUGUCAUCGUGUUCAUGGGGCUCUUCACCCUGGCAGUUGAUACCAUCAAUGCAAUAGCUGGAGUCCCCACGGAGAAAGGAGGAGGGUUCGAUAUGAAAGCUCUUCGAGCCUUUCGAGUCCUCCGACCACUUCGUCUUGUCUCUGGAGUUCCCAGUUUGCAGGUGGUUAUGAACUCUGUUUUGAAAGCUAUGCUGCCUCUUUUCCACGUCGCUCUGCUUGUCUUCUUCUUGGUCACCCUUUAUGCUAUAAUGGGUCUGGAGCUGUUUAAAUGCAAGAUGCACAAGACUUGUUACUAUGAAGGCAAAGACAUUAUUGCCUUAAGGGAAAAUGAACUGGCAUCACCUUGUGCCCAGGCUGGAAAUGGCCGGCGCUGCACCAUAAAUGGCACAGAAUGUAGGUCUGGAUGGCCAGGACCCAAUUGGGGCAUCACCCAUUUUGAUAAUUUUGGCUUUGCCAUGCUCACAGUGUUCCAGUGUAUAACAAUGGAGAGCUGGACUAAUGUGCUCUACUGGGUUAAUGAUGCUAUUGGCAAUGAAUGGCCAUGGGUCUACUUUGUGUCACUGAUAUUGCUUGGCUCUUUUUUUGUCCUCAACCUGGUUCUUGGCGUCCUCAGUGGGGAGUUUAGUAAGGAAAGAGAGAAAUGUAGGUCCAGAGGGGAGUACCAGAAGUUACGAGAGCGAGAACAGAUGGAUGAAGAUCUGAAAGGAUACAUGGAAUGGAUUACACAUGCUGAAAUUCUGGAUGCUGAUCAAGAAGGAUUAGGUCUUCUUCCCCUGAAGGAUAGUUCAGAGACAGACAGCCUAUAUGAGGAGGGUUUAAACCGUGUAGUGUAUUACUUUCGCCUUGCUCGCCGCUAUCACCGUGUCUUACGGAGAAUGUGCACUGUCUGGGUGAAGUCCAAAGUGUUUAACUGGCUGGUGAUCCUGGUUGUGUUACUCAACACUCUCGCCAUUGCCACAGAACAUCAUGACCAGACUGAAUGGAUGAACCAGUUUCAAGAUACAGUCAACAAGAUCCUGCUCACCUGUUUUGCAAUUGAGAUGGUCAUGAAGAUGUAUGCGUUUGGCCUACGAAUGUACUUCAUGUCGAUCUUCAACCGUUUCGACUGUUUCGUUGUUACUGUGGGCAUCCUGGAGCUUAUCCUGGUCUCAGCAAAUGUGAUGACAUCACUGGGAAUUUCUGUGAUGAGGUGUAUUCGACUCUUACGUCUGAUGAAGGUUACAAAGUACUGGAAAUCUUUGAGCAAUCUUGUGGCAUCUCUGAUAAACUCCAUCCGUUCCAUCGCCUGUCUGCUCCUCCUGCUCUUCCUCUUCAUUGUUAUUUUCUCUCUCCUGGGCAUGCAAGUGUUUGGAGGCAAAUUCAAUUUUCCUGACAGGCCCUUGCAGCGCAGCAACUUUGACAACUUCCCUCAGGCUCUCAUUAGUGUAUUCCAGGUCCUGACUGGGGAGGAAUGGGAUUCCAUCAUGUACAAUGGUAUUAUGGCUCAUGGUGGACCAACUUUCCCAGGAAUUCUUGUCUGCAUUUAUUUCAUCAUCCUGUAUAUCUGUGGAAACUUCAUCCUCUUGAAUGUGUUCUUGGCCAUUGCUGUUGACAACCUAAGUGAAGCUGAAAGCCUUUCAUCAGCACAGAAAGAAAGGGAGGAGGAGAAAGCUAGAAAGAAACUUAUGAGAGGAACCCAGUCACAGAAGGGUGAGGAUGAAAAAGCUGUGGUGGUCAAGAGCAAACAUAAGGCUGAAAGCAUGCCCACGACAGCAAAGCUUAAAGUGGAUGAGUUUGAAUCAAAUGUUAAGGAAGUGAAAGACCCAUUUCCUCCUGCUGACUUUCCAGGUGAUGAUGAGGAGGAAGAGCCAGAGAUCCCUCCCAGUCCAAGACCCAGACCUAUGGCUGAUCUUCAGCUUAAAGAAACAGUGGUUCCCAUGCCCAAUGCCAGCUCUUUCUUCAUCUUUGGCCCAGAGAACAAGUUCCGUAAGAUCUGCCACAGGGCCAUCAAUGCAACCCCCUUCACAAACUUCAUCCUUCUCCUGAUCCUCCUCAGCAGCAUCUCUCUGGCUGCUGAAGAUCCCAUCGACCCCAAAUCCUUCAGAAAUAAGAUUUUGGCUUAUGCUGAUAUUGUCUUCACAACUGUCUUCACCAUUGAGAUUGUUCUCAAAAUGACUGUGUAUGGUGCCCUCCUGCACAAGGGCUCCUUCUGCCGAAACUCCUUCAACAUUCUGGAUCUCAUUGUUGUUGUGGUUUCACUCAUGUCAAUGGGAAUGGAGUCCAGUGCCAUCUCUGUGGUGAAGAUUCUCAGGGUGUUGAGGGUUCUCAGGCCACUUAGAGCCAUUAACAGAGCCAAAGGAUUAAAGCAUGUGGUCAGUUGUGUGUUUGUGGCCAUCAAAACUAUUGGCAAUAUCAUUCUGGUCACAAUGCUCUUAAACUUCAUGUUUGCUUGCAUUGGAGUCCAACUCUUCAAGGGCAGGUUCUUCUACUGCACAGAUCCACUAAAAUUGACUGAGAUGGAAUGUCAGGGGAAUUAUGUUCACCAUGUGCAGAACUCUCCUCAUGAAAUGGAGGUCCGUCCACGGGAGUGGCUCAACAGUGACUUUAACUUUGACAAUGUAUUAAAAGCAAUGCUCUCACUCUACACUGUAUCCACAUUUGAAGGCUGGCCAGAGUUGCUUUAUAAAGCCAUAGACUCAGAUGCAGAAAACAGGGGCCCGGUUUAUAACAAUCGUGUGGACAUUUCUGUCUUCUUCAUCAUUUAUAUUAUUAUCAUAGCUUUCUUUAUGAUGAACAUCUUUGUCGGCUUUGUCAUUGUGACUUUCCGAGAGCAGGGAGAGCAGGAGUACAAGAACUGUGAGCUGGACAAGAACCAGCGCCAGUGUGUACAGUAUGCACUGAAAGCUCGGCCCCUCCGCUGCUACAUCCCUAAGAACCCUUUCCAGUACCAAUUUUGGUACUUGGUGACCUCCUGCUACUUUGAGUACCUCAUGUUUUUCCUCAUCAUACUUAACACUUUGUGUCUAGGAAUGCAGCACUGUAAUCAGUCAGACCACAUCACAAAACUGUCAGACACCCUAAAUGUCAUCUUCACAGUUCUUUUUACCAUUGAGAUGAUUGUCAAACUUAUUGCUUUUAAAGUAAAGGGCUACUUUGGAGACCCUUGGAACGUGUUCGAUUUCCUCAUUGUGAUUGGAAGCAUUGUAGAUGUUGUCCUCAGUCAGGUUGAUGCUGCUUUGGAGUCCAGUGGUGGACUGUACUGCCUCCACGGCUGUGCUGAAACAAACCCAAUGCAGGCUAUUGCUUAUGAAGAAAAUGCUCGAGUCUCGAUCACCUUUUUCAGACUCUUCCGUGUCAUGCGUCUGAUAAAGCUGCUUAACCGAUCUGAGGGCAUUCGCAACCUGCUGUGGACCUUCAUUAAGUCCUUCCAGGCUUUUCCUCAUAUAGCUCUUAUCAUAGUAAUGCUUUUCUUUAUCUACGCUGUCAUAGGAAUGCAGGUAUUUGGUAAAAUUGCUCUAGUGGAUGGUACUGAGAUCAACCGUAACAAUCACUUCCAGACAUUCCCACAAGCCAUUCUGAUACUGUUCCGAUGUGUUACAGGAGAGGGUUGGCCAAAGAUCAUGCUGGCAUGUAUGUCUGGGAAGCUGUGUGAUCCAAAAUCAGACUAUGGCUCAACUCCUGGAGAGGAAUACAGCUGUGGAACAAACUUUGCUGUAUUUUACUUUCUGAGUUUUAACAUGUUGUGUGCAUUUUUGAUUAUUAAUUUGUUUGUGGCCAUUAUUAUGGACAACUUUGACUACCUGACUCGUGAUUGGUCAAUCCUUGGUCCACACCAUCUGGAUGAGUUCAAGAAGAUUUGGGCAGAAUAUGAUCCUGAGGCAACGGGUCGAAUUAAACAUCUAGAUGUAGUAACACUUUUACGAAGAAUCCAGCCACCACUGGGAUUUGGAAAAUUCUGCCCUCAUCGCUCAGCUUGCAGGCGAUUAAUUUCCAUGAACAUGCCCCUGAACAGUGAUGGAACGGUCACCUUUAAUGCUACGUUGUUUGCUUUAGUUAGAACAGCUUUGAAGAUUAAAACUGAAGGUAACUUUGAGCAGGCUAAUGAAGAGCUCAGAGCCAUUAUUAAGAGUAUCUGGAAACGGAUCAGUAUGAAACUUUUGGACCAGGUCCUUCCACCUAUUGGAGAUGAUGAGGUUACUGUUGGGAAGUUCUACGCCACCUUCCUGAUUCAGGAGUACUUCCGUAAGUUUAUGCAGCGCCAGGAAGAGUACUAUGGUUACCGGCCUACUAAAAAAAGAGCAGCUGAGAUUCAGGCGGGUCUGCGCAGCAUUGAGGAGGAGGCUGCCCCCGAGCUCCACAGAGCCAUCUCAGGAGACCUUAUUGCUGAAGAUGAAAUGGAGAGAGCCAUGGCAGGGGGCGAGGAGGGCAUCUACAGGAGAACCGGGGGUUUAUUUGGAACCAAUGCAGACCCCUUUUCAUCAGAACCCAGUAGCCCUACAACAGCACAGACUAAUCAACGCCCCCUGCAGUUCUCUGAGAGUCGUCCGGAGGAUGUGGAGUCUCCACCUGACUCUGUGUUCCUCCACAAUACUGAGUUCUUUCCUGUAACACCAACCAGAACCAACAUCACCAACAAUAAUGCCAACUUUACAGACGACUUUAUAUAUGAAAGAGAGUCACCAUCACUUGCUGGAACCAGAGGCCAAUCCUUUGAAGAUAUCAGAGAAGUUGGUAUGCUUCCCAGUAGAGCAUCAUCGUCUUUUAGAGAUGUUGAAGACAGACACCAGUCAGAUUUUACUGUGAGGAAUGACAUCACUCAGUUCCCUUAUAAUCCAACAUAUGAUGGAAAUGAAUCUCUACCAGCAGCUGAUAAACUCAUCCAACAGGCAUUAAGAAAUGGUGGCCUUGAUACCAUGGCUGAGGACCGCAAGUUUAUUUCUGUGACUAAGAAGGAGAUGGCAGAGGCAAUGAAAAUCAGCGUGGGUGACAUGGAGGAAGCUGCUCAGGGCAUUCUGAAUGAAAAGAGUGGGAAAACAGUGAAACGCAAAAGACGCCCUAUUCCGGUUCCACCCAGCGCUAAACCUGCCAAAUCAAACCAAGCCACCACUGCAGUGUAGGCUGUUAUGCUCUGUCUACUUAUUUCAUGUCCUGACAAGGAUACUUUGACUCUCCACCAGCCUUAUCCUGAAAAAAUUAAAAUCCACAUGUUACUCAACCUCACAUGCUCAGCAAAAAGAAAUAAAUAUCUUUAACAGGCAAUGCAAACAACCAUAUGAGUGUAGUUUUGCCUAAGUGAGGUUUUGUGUUUAUUUGCUGCUUUAAUCAGGGUGGAGUGUUUUUCCCCAUUGGAAACAGAUCAGGAGGGAGAGAAUAGGACAGAAAAUGUCUUAUUUAUUUUAUUAUUGUGAGCAAGAUGAGUUCAAUCUUGUUUGCAUCUUGGUCUUAAUAGUUAAUGUUUUAAACAUUUGAAUUCAGUCAGACUGUUCUGGAGAAUAAUCUGUGAUCUGGUUAAGAAAUCAGCAGGUAUUAUGAACAGCAGUAUUAAAAGGAUUUAAGUAGAGUAUUAGGACUUAGUACUGUACAAAAGUCAUAAAGGAGUCUGAAAGAUUAAGAUGCUUUCAAAAAAUAAUUAAAUGUAAUGUUCUGUAAUGUAAGAAACGCUAUACCAUUUCAAACAGAAAUUGUCGUUGCUGCACAGAUUCUACAAGCCUUUUCUCACUUGCUUCUUUCUUACCAAGUAAAAUCCUAGGCAGUGCUCCUGACAUUUUUAUUUAAGGUGUUUGUCUGAAUGUAUUACUUUCAUAAAUGACAUAUACAGUAUAAAUGUAUCAUAACAUUUUUGUCGAAAAUUGAAGUUUGGCACUUUAAUGUAGAACACGUAGACAUCUAAAGUCUAGAUUUUAAUUGUUUUUAAUUAAGGCGCUCAGACUUUUGUACAGUAGUGUAGGUUAAAAUACACUUGUUGAGCAGUAACAGGAAAGAAAAAAUGAAAUGUUGAUUACAUGCAAGUGUAUGAGAAUUGUUUGGAUAAAGGUUUUAUGAUGUUAGAUAAUGUACCUGUACAGCUGUAUGCAAUGGAGUUACUCUACAUUUGACUUUUGAACUUGUCGUUAAAGUCAGUUACGCAGCAGCCAGGAGUACAUUCUUUUCUUUUCUUUUCUUUUUUUAACAGUGCUGUCUGGUAUGGCAGUAAAAAGUUAUCUUUUCCUUUCUUGUUUUGAGAUAUGUUUUGGAAAAACAAAACAGAUGUAGAUUUCCUAAGAGGACUCUGCAAAUGUAUACUUUAAACACUUUAGCUACAUUAAUCAGCUAUUCAAUAGACGUUUUGUAUUAAAUAGCUUAUUAAUGAUCUUUUAUAAGCUUAAAAAUAAGAACUUUUUUUGAAACAACCACUAGAGAUUAUUUUAUUGUUUGAUGUUCACUAAUGGACUGCUAAAAUAUAAGCAAGGUCCACCCAAUUUCUGUCACAUUCAUUUCCUCAAACCAGGUUUUGAUUUUGUCUCUCAGUGUAUAUUAAACAGAUUUUUAAAUAAACUGAUAUCAUAAUAAUACUAUAAUACACUAUACAAUAAUUCACACUAUAAAAUACUUCAGUAAACCAAAUUAUUAUCUAUCUUAUCUCUUUUUAAGACUCUUAAUCUGAUUAGCUAAUCACUAUUAGUUCAGAUUUUUAUUUCUGUUUUUUAUUUAUACAGUAUAGAUAUUUUAUUUUUGAAUAUUUGGUAGUUUAUUUUCACUACUGGUAAUGUUAUCCCAAGCUCUUAUGUUUCUUUAAAAAAAAUUAAAAUAAAAAAACUGAAGAGUCAGUAUUUUGGACUGCUUACAGCAGACUGCUGUUAUAAUGCUUAAUACUGGUUUAGAUGAUUAACGUAGACGCAUCAAAAGAACUAGACUGAGGGGAUUUUUGGGCUUGCUGCUGAAAAUAACUGCUGAUGACCGUGUUAUACAGGCCACUUGACAGGCUUUCAACAAGAAAAAAUAGAUUAAAUGAACACGGACUUGAUAUGGAGACAAAAAAAAAAAAAACAGAUGAACACUUUCUACCCAGAAACCAUGGGUGUUACACUUUUGCACUAUGGCUAUAUUAUGCAAGGUCUGUCAGCUACCUUAAGCAAAAUGUUAUCGCUCUGGAAUUGUGCAGCCCAGGCAUUAUGCAAUUGUAAGUAGCUGAUAUUUUGCCCAUGUUUAUUAAAAAUACACUGGGGGAACAAA
Messenger RNA from Silurus meridionalis, 7739 nucleotides. It is a transcript of the gene cacna1sb, whose product is annotated as calcium channel, voltage-dependent, L type, alpha 1S subunit, b. The coding region runs from base 134 to 5644 and encodes 1836 amino acids. The transcript has 45 exons. The record is from RefSeq and is a predicted model, not a curated record. Lineage: Eukaryota; Metazoa; Chordata; Actinopteri; Siluriformes; Siluridae. Gene Ontology annotation, biological process: calcium ion import across plasma membrane. Gene Ontology annotation, molecular function: calcium ion binding; high voltage-gated calcium channel activity. Gene Ontology annotation, cellular component: membrane; voltage-gated calcium channel complex.